Molecule: messenger RNA, 3107 nt
Organism: Labeo rohita (rohu)
Lineage: Eukaryota; Metazoa; Chordata; Actinopteri; Cypriniformes; Cyprinidae
Product: sialic acid-binding Ig-like lectin 7
Exons: 8
Coding region: 98-1558 (486 amino acids)
Source: RefSeq, a predicted model, not a curated record
AUGAAGUAUUUUAAAAGGCUGUUGCAACAGAGGAAAAUUUUAUAGUUGCUGCUACUUAUAAGUUAAACGACUUUCCUGAGUGAAGAAGUGUAUUGUGAUGGUGUUUUGGAUGUUAGCCCCUCAGCAAACCCCGAUGGCAGGAAAUCAGAUCACUUCUUUUAUUUUCAUCAGCUGUGUGUUGCUACAUACUCAGUCAGCUGAUGAUAUCUACUUUGCUGUGAUGCCUCAGACAGUAACAGCUCUGACAGGCUCUUGUGUGCAGAUUCCUUGCACAUUCAACGUCUCCGAUUUUGAGGACAAACAUAAGAGGGCAAAAUCUAUUUAUGGGAUCUGGUUAAAGAAAAAAUCACAAUUUAAUGACCCAGACAGUUUUAUAGCUUUUAAUAGCAGUAAAAACAUCAUUAGAGGAUUCAGUGACAUACAGAUGACUGGAAAUCUCAGUGAGAAGAACUGCACCACUGUCUUCUAUAACAUCAUGAUGAAUCAUUCAGACCGCUACUACUUCAGACUGGAAAUGGAGCCAAAUGUGUUUAAAGGAACAUUUAACCCCAAUACAGCUAAUUCACUCCAGACUGUGAACAUCACUGUCAGAGAUUCACCACAACUUGAACUUAAACUCAGUAAUCAAAGGUAUGUGAAGGAGGGAACUCCAGUCAAUCUGAGCUGCUCUGCUGAAGUCCCCUGCCCCAAACAGCCUCCGAAAAUAUCCUGGUCUAACAUCCCUGAAUCUGCUCGCACUACAAAACACUUACAGGAGAAACCUGAUAAAACCCUGUUAGUGUUUUCAUACGUGACCUUCGAAGCUUCAUACAAUGAUCACAAAAGGAACAUCUCCUGCACUGCUACAUAUCCAAGAAAUACACCUAAUGACUCAACUGUGGAGGAUAUGGUAAUGCUACAAGUCCUGUUUCCUCCAAAAGAAACUCACGUCACCAUUACUCCAUCUGCUGGCACUAAUGUGACUUUGACCUGCAAAAGCAAAGCCAGUCCAUCAAAUAACUUGAGCUACACCUGGUACAAACAUGGACAAGAGACGCCUAUAGCUUGGGGAAAAAAGAUUCAUUUAACCAGAGCUCAUUAUCAAACAGGAUCAUACUUCUGCAUUGCACAAAAUAUACAUGGAAAUCAGUCAUCAGAAAUGGUUCAACUCACAGAGGAAGGACAGAGAAAAUCCUCUCAUCUGGUGAUAUAUGGCUCUAUAGGAGGACUUUUGGCUUUUGUCCUGUUGUCUGCAAUAUUUUUUUACUGUAGGAGAUCAAAGGCUUCAAGACAGGCCCAUGUCACAGAAAAAGAUCAGGCUGAGGAUAAAAACAGAGAUGAGAUGACUGUCUAUGCUAACAAUGCCAUUGUGAUCAGCAAGAAUGGUGAAAAGAAAGAAACUGAUGAUCUCCACUAUGGUGAAAUUGACUUCUCCAAUCUCCAGACAGGCAACAAGACAAGGGAACACUCAAACAAUGGCCCAGAAACAGAAUAUGCUGAGCUUCAAGUGACAGAGAGACAGAGACAAAUCAACAGUGUUCAGGAAAUAGAACUUUAUGCUCAGGUCCAGAAAAAGUGAUUUUUGCUCAUGUUAAAUCUUGCUUUUGUGCAGCGCUUAGUGAGUCUUGUCAACCACAGACAGUUGCUAGAUUUUUACAAAUCCAAUAAUAACAUCCUUGACAAAUGAUGUAACUUAAAUAAUAAUUGAAAUAAUACUCUAGACGGAAUAUAAUUUAAAUAAUAUUAACUCUUGCUCUUACAGCUCUCUUAAAUAUAUUGAUAGUCUAUAUGCUGGUUACUUGUAUGAUAUAAGAUAUAAAUAUUUAUAUAAAUAACAAAUUAAAGGGUAGGUGGAGAAGUUUGUGGUUUCAUGUUCUCAUUACAGUGUGCAUAUCAUUAAUAAAAAAAAUAAUUAAUUUGCUUUUAAACGUACAAGCAAAUAGUCAGCAAUAAAGAGGAACAAAUAAACACAUUACACACAAUGAAGAAUGUCUUCAGGAUUUUCUAAAUGUAUCUUAUGAUGGUAACUUAAAUGUAUAACUUUUUUAAAGUUGUUUUAGUAUGAUGUAAAUUUAGACUUUCUUCUGUUGCAUCAUCUAGGAAAUUUGCGCCACAAAAAUAAGCACAUGAGUGGUGAGCAUGAUACAUUUAAUCAUCAUAAAGCUAUAUAUACUAAUUUGUCUCCUACUCAGGCUUCAAAUUAUAGAGCAUCAUUCUGGAACAUGAAUAACUCUCAUGUGAAAUGGUUUGGUCUAGAAUACAUAGAGUAUAUAGAUAAAGCUACAUACAAAAACAAUUUUAGCCUUUAUUGGGAACUGUUUAAAUUUGAGUUGAGAAAAUUACUUGGAAGCUAUGGUUGUGAAUAAGCUAAAAAGUAGAGAUCUGAGGAAAAUUGUCAUUUCGAAAUUAACCUUUCUUUCUUAAAAACCCUUAGAAGCAUUAUUUUUCUUGACAUUUGGCAUCCUAUAUGUCUUCUUAACAAUGAUUGUAACAUUUUUAUAAAAGUUUUUCUCAGGUUGAGCCACAUCUCAAUGUGUUUGAAAUAGCUGUUGGUAAAUUAUCCCUUACCACAAGGUCAAAUAGCAAGUGUUCGUACUCUGUUCCAGCAUGAGUCUCUUGCUCUAAUGCUGUCUUUUAUUGGACUUUACCUCAGAAAUUGUUUAUGUACAAUAAAAUCAAAGAGGUGUCUUAUAAAAUGAAACACUGAUGCUAUCCUACAAGUGUUUUCUACAAAGGUUUAUUUCUGAUGACUUUAACGUUAAUUGCUCCUUCUGAAUAUUUGUCUCAUCCUUUUUGGUAUUGUGAGUAUACAAAGAAUCUCUGUAAAAACAUAUUGAGUGUUUUUGUGGUAUAAUUCCUAAAAUCUCUUUGAAAUAUGAAAAUGGUUAUUGAGAGUGAACAUUUUUUUUCAACUUUAUUUUGUUCCUGGCUAAAUAUUUUAUAUAUAAAUGUACAUCUUGUAAGCGUAAGCCUUUGUUCAGCAUUUUUCUUAAAGACUUAAAGCUCUAUAUGUGUGUGAUUUCUGACUAAGAAAGCUUUUGAAUCUGUUCAAAAGUACAUUAUUGUCUUGCUUCCUGGCAUAUGAUAUACUGUCAUUCUGUCACAUCUGUUUAUUAAAAAAGAAGAAA